This is a messenger RNA of Nicotiana attenuata, 639 nucleotides long. RefSeq names its product putative F-box protein At5g62060. The record is from RefSeq and is a predicted model, not a curated record. The coding region runs from base 1 to 639 and encodes 212 amino acids. Gene Ontology annotation, molecular function: protein binding. The transcript has a single exon. NCBI's taxonomy places the organism in Eukaryota, Viridiplantae, Streptophyta, Magnoliopsida, Solanales, Solanaceae.
AUGGCAGAUUUAGAUCUACCUAACGAAAUCACUACAAUUGUUCUCUCAAAUUUACCUGUCAAAUCCCUGCUGCGAUUCAAGUGUAUUUCUAAGCCAUGGAAUUCUUGGAUCUCAAGCCGCCGACGACAAGGAGCAAUUGCUUGGAAUUCUUGGAACUCUACACUUUUCUUCCGAUUCAUAAACCAACAACUCACUUUAGACGAACUCAAUUAUACUUCAAGUGAUGAUGAUAUUUACCUGCUAAGUUGUAGCCUUUUGGGUUCUUGUGAUGGUCUUAUACUGAUUAAUCGAAACGAGCAUAUUUACUUGUGGAAUCCUACCACCCAAUUUUACACCAAAGUGCUUGAGCUUGAUCGCUUGAACGACGAUGGCUAUUCGAUACGCGGGGGACUUUGUUUUGACUCCUCCAAAAAUGUUUAUAAGGCAGUGUUGAUUAUGCGCCAUCAGACCCCAGAUUAUGGUGGUGAAUUUGUUAUAGUUACUAGUCUUAAGGACAAAAGAUGGAGGACAGUCAAAUUCCCUUAUGAUAUCUGCUCAGUCUGUGAUGGGAUUACACUACAUGGACGACUUCACUAUAGGUUAAGGGUUAAAAAGAAAGACGAGAGUAUGUGGGAUAGUUUUGGUCCUUGUAAAGUGUAA